UGCUUCUCUGCGUCGCCGGCAGCUGCUCGUCCGCUCGCUCGUCCUGCCGCUGCGGUGCCGCCGAUCCCCACCCAUGGCCGCGAGGCGGGCGCUGAUCGUGCUGGCCCACCAGGAACCGGGCUCCUUCAACCACGCCUUGCAGCGGGCGGCCGUCGAGGCGCUGGAGAGCGGCGGCUGGAGCGUGGCCGUCUCCGACCUCUACGCGCAGCACUUCCAGCCGGUCCUGUCGCGCGCGGACUUCGCCGGCGACCCCGACGACCCGCGCAACCUCAACUACGCGAAGGAGGCCGGGCUGGCCUGGGAGGAAGGCCGCCUUAGCAGCGACAUCCUGGGCGAGGUGGAGAAGCUGGAGGCCGCCGACCUCGUCAUCUUCCAGUUCCCUCUGCAUUGGCUCGGCCUCCCGGCCAUCCUGAAAGGCUGGUUCGACCGCAUCCUCAUCCAGGGCUUUGCCUACUCCUACGGCGCUAUGUACGACCAGGGGCCCUUCCAGAAGAAGAAGGCUGUGCUGUCCUUCACCACUGCCGGGAUGGGCUCCAUGUACACCCCAGCGGGCAUCAAUGGAGACAUUAACAUCAUGCUCUGGCCGAUACAGAGUGGCACCCUUCAUUUCUGCGGCUUCCAAGUCUUGGCUCCCCAGAUUGCUUUCAGCAUCGGCCAGCGCACUCCGGAGGACGUCCGUUCCCAAAUCCUGGAGGACUGGAAGAAGAGACUGGCAACCAUCUGGGAAGAGGAGCCCCUCCGCUUUGCCCCAAACUGCCUUUUUGAGCUGAAUCCGGCUCAGGGGUUUGUGCUGAAGGAAGAUGUCAGGGAAGAGCAGGAAAGGGAGCCCUACGGGCUGACUGUGGGCCAGCACCUGGGGAAGCCAUUCCCACCAGACAGCCAAGUCAAGGCCCAGGAGAAGCGACUGUCCCGUUGGGAAGCUGUGUAGGGCUGCAGUGGCCAUGAGCCCUUCUCCCCCUCCCCUAGAAAUCAGCCGGAGCAGGGAAAGGGGCCCCUCCGCAACAGGGCCUAGUUAAGACAAUGGGGGGUCUUUCAGGCUCUUUCCCUUGGUGGUGUAAUUGGGGGCUUCCAUUGCCUGGAAGGGCUGCUGGCCACGGGGUCUGCUAGCCUUGCUUCAGCACUUGUGUGCCUAAACCCUGGGGGCCUUUCAACGUAUUUAGGGGGCUGUCGGUGCCUGCUUUUAAUC
Molecule: messenger RNA, 1186 nt
Organism: Thamnophis sirtalis
Lineage: Eukaryota; Metazoa; Chordata; Lepidosauria; Squamata; Natricidae
Gene: NQO1
Product: NAD(P)H quinone dehydrogenase 1
Cellular component (GO): cytosol
Molecular function (GO): NAD(P)H dehydrogenase (quinone) activity
Source: RefSeq, a predicted model, not a curated record